UGAUGAAGGGAUGAUGAUUUCGAUCGCGCGGCUCCUCCGCCGCGGCAAUGCGGUCUCUUCCGGGCUGCGCAGCGCCGCCAGAUUCUACUCCCUAGAAUCCCCGCGCGGCCGCUUGGAUCCCUUGCACUUGCCGGACAGCUUCUUGGGGCUGGAGGAGCGGCCAGUGGAGAUCGACAAGGAGGUAUUCCAGCAGUACAAGUGCUAUCCAUCGAUCGCAGAUGUGGGAUUCAUCAAGCACAUGACGCUGGUGCUCCGCGGCGGCGCGAUCACCUGGUGGGAGGCGGCGGGGAUUCUCAAGAAAUUCGAGGUAAAGCUUCAGGCCUUCCACAUUUGCGAGAUUUUGCGCAAGAACAUCGAUGCCGACGCUGCCAUGGGGCUGUUUCGCUGGGCGCAAGCACAGCCAGGCUUCCAGCACGACACCAAUUCCUACAAUCUCAUGCUCAAGACGCUUGGCCUCAACCAGCGAUUCCGGCAGCUCAAUCUCCUUCUCAAGGAGAUGAUGGCCAGUAACAUCCAGAGAACUUACGUGACAUUCAUGGCGGUGGUCCAGAGCUACUUCGAUGCCUUCAUGGUGGACAAGGCCGUCCAGAGCUUCCUCGAGUUUGAGAGCUACGUGAAGCGCAAGCCCAAGAAGAAGUACUACCUCUACGUGCUCAAGAAGCUCAUCGAGAGCCAGAGAAGUGAUGUUCUGCCAGUGAUCGUGCGGGGUAUGCUCCAAGUUGGUCACGUAGCCGACACCGAGACUGUCAAUGCCGUGAUCCAUGCGCUGAGUUCUACCGGCAGAGUUGGAGAAGCAGUGGAUCUUUCGAGGCAUAUGGUGGAGAAAGGCUGUGCUCCCGACGUCCACAGUUACAUCUAUCUCAUCAGCGGGCUUGUGAGAUCCGAGAACAUGGAUCGAGCUCCUGAUAUCAUCGCGGACAUGGCAGCGAGAGGCUGCAAGCCAAACGUCCACAACUUUAAUCUCCUGCUGGAGUUCCUGCUCAGCUCCGACAAGGCGUGCGAGGCUCUCGGGGUUGUGAAGACGAUGGUGGUCGCGGGGUGCUGCGAGCUCCAGGAGGCUUCGAACAAGAUCAUCAUGAAGUUUCUCGAGGAGAAAGGUGACGCAAAUUUGGCGUCCGACUUCUACGGGGAUUUGGCUGUUUCGGAUCGUAUGGUCUACAAUGGGCUUUUGAGACUUCUCAAUGGUGCUGGACAGUACGAGAAGGCACUCAGGCUCUACGAGGACAUGAGAAAGGACGCCGGCUGCGCUUCAGACAUUGAGACAAAGAACAUAGUCAUCCAAAUGCUUUGCAAGGAGGGGAAGACCGACGAGGCUCUCGAGCUGUUCCAAGGGCUGAAAAGCUCGAGGAUCAAGCCAAACAAGGCUACGUUUGACGUGCUCUUGGUGGGACUGGCCGUGAACGACAAACUUCUCGAUUGCCUUCAAGUGAUCAAGAAGAUGGACAAGAAAGGCUUCGCUCCGGAAGAGGCCACUUACGCCUGCGUGAUCGAGGCCUUCACCGUCGGUGGUUUGUACGACCAGGCUUUCAGGCUCUACGGCAGGAUGAAACUCGAAGGGAUGGAUCUAAGCCUGGAGCUCCAGAAUCAAAUGCUCAUGAGACGCCGGAGAAGCUUGGAAGCGAAGAGAAGUGGAUGAGUCGAGGUCAUCGUACAUUCGUACUAUGUGAGACAGGAGGCUGGUGUUUUCGAGACUCGGCACAUCUGAAGAAUUCCGUUGAGGCUUCAGAGGCCAGAGCUCGGCAUAACCGGAAAGCAUUGCGACAACUUCGGCCAUCGUCGGACGGCAGCUCUCGUUACUAUCGGUGCACAAGAGAGCUAUGUGGAUAACUUGGAGAACUUGUUUAUCGUCGUACCGCUCCAGUCGUGUAUCAGCGAGGCUGAGCAGGCUUCUGGCUUGAUGAAGGUCCCAAGCCUGCGUGGCACGAGAGAUAUAGUCGAAGAAGAAGAAUCCGAUGCUUACCCGGUCGAGAAGGAACUGCUCAUCUGGUGCUACACACCUCCUCCCAGCAACAAUCUCCAGAGUCAGGAUUCCAAAGCUGUAAACGUCGGCUCUCACUGUCAGUCGUCCACGGAACGCGUACUCGGGAGCAAUGUAGCCACUGGAGGAAAGAGCGGUCAGAGAAUUUCGAAGCUCAAGGAACUUACUAAGUGCCAGCGAUUCUAGUGCCACUGAUGAAGCUUCGGUCGUCUUCAAACAGCUUGGAGAUCCCAAAGUCGGAGAUCUUUGCGUUGAGGUUCCCGUCCAGGAGGAUGUUGCUAGCUUUGAUGUCACGGUGGACGAUCGUGACAUUGGCAUCAUGGUGGAGGUAAGCCAGGCCUCGGCUCACUCCCACGACGACGUUAUAUCGACUCGACCAGUCCAGGAAGACACCACCUUCUGCAACAGCAGGUUAAGUGCGAUAUCCAAGCUUCGAUGAUGCAGGAACUCGUAGACCAGCAGCUUGUGCUGAACGUCAGCACAGUAUCCUAUGAUCUCCACCAGUGACAACCUCUUCACAGCAACAACUUUUCCAUCUUUCAGAACGCCCUGUGGCAAGGCAAAAGAACUCUCGAAUCUUAGAGCUCAAAGUACACACGCGAGUACCUUAUAUACUACUCCAAAUCCUCCCUCUCCGAGCUUGUUCUCCGCGGAGAAUCCCUUCGUUGCGAGCUUCAGUUCCUUGUACUCGAUGCAUCGGGCACGCUCUAUGACGAUACAAGAAUGGAUUUUCCAUCUGGCUUCGAAAGAAAAGGUACCUUUGACUCUCACUGAUCCCAAGUUUUUCCGUUUUACCAUAUCGAUGAUGCGUGUUGUAAGGACGAAACCAACGCAGAUAAGCGUGACUGGAACUCCCACAUCGAAAACAAUCUUGCUCACUGGAAAAACUUACACUUCAUUAGAAAAGAAAAAAUUCCAAGUAAGAUCACCUCUUGAGCUACUGCUAGCAGGCACUGGAACGUAAAUCACAUUUCCUGGAGGUGGCGAUGGCAAAGGUGGCGGUGGCGGAGUUACCGUCAUUGUGAUCACAACACCUGUGAUGAUCAUGGUUCGAUCAAAGAACUGUAGCGAAGAAUGCAAACACCAAAAAGCUUACUUGGAUCUGAUAUAUGGAUUGGAUCCUUGUUAUAGAGCAAGAAGCAAUCGUAAUUUGUUCCGGUA
Messenger RNA from Selaginella moellendorffii, 3139 nucleotides. Its product is annotated as pentatricopeptide repeat-containing protein At4g31850, chloroplastic-like. Gene Ontology annotation, molecular function: protein binding. The record is from RefSeq and is a predicted model, not a curated record. The transcript is spliced from 4 exons. NCBI's taxonomy places the organism in Eukaryota, Viridiplantae, Streptophyta, Lycopodiopsida, Selaginellales, Selaginellaceae. The coding region runs from base 11 to 1636 and encodes 541 amino acids.